CCACUCCACUAUUCUCAGAUCUUACAAAAACUAUUUUUAAAAAGCAAAAUAAAAUAAAGCUAAAAUGGAGGAGCUUGUUGAUGAAACCCCCCGUAAAAGAUUGAUCAAAGAACUUGUUGAAGGAAAAAGCUUUGCAAAGCAACUUCAAAGUCUACUUCAACAACCUAAUAUUGAACAUUAUGAUGGAUCAGUCUUAGCUGAUGAACUUGUUCUCAAAAUCUGGAGAUCUUUUACUCAGGCUAUUACUGAGUUAAAUACGUUGGUUGAUUCCAACAGUAUUUUAGUCCAGACCCAGAUGGAGGUGGAAAAGACCGAAGAGGUGGAUCAAGCCGAUACCGGCGACCGGUCUAAUUCUGAAUUGAAGAAGAAGGGCAAACAAGGGGGAAAAGACCGGAGAGGUUGCUACAAGAGAAGAAACAACUCAGGUUCAUGGAUGAGAGAAUCCGAAACAAUGAAUGAUGGUUGUGCAUGGAGGAAAUACGGGCAGAAGAGUAUACUCAACUCAAAAUAUCCUAGGUGCUACUACAGGUGCACCCACAAGUACGAUCAAGAUUGCCGGGCCACAAAACAAGUUCAUAUAAUGCAAGAAAAUCCAAAAAUAAUGUACCACACCACAUACUUUGGCAACCACACUUGCAAUCCAGCAAAGAUUCGGAAGCAUAUAAAUAAUGCACAAUUCAAUCAUUCUAUGCUGGAAUGUCCACCUUUUGAAGUAAAACCAAAAAUCCCUAGCAGUGUCACUCAUGAUUCAACAGAAGAGGAAGAAGAAUCAUUAAAGGGACAAAGUGAUAAUGUAUCAUCAACUAUGGAUUCUUACUUAUGGGAAGAUUUUAUGCCUCCUUCUCCCUCAGCUCAUGAUUCCACCUUGGCUUCUCAUAAUUCUUCUUAUUUUCAAGGACUGAUUAGUAGUGAGAUGGGAGAUCUUGUUAAAUUUAGUGACUUUGAGGCCAUAGAGUUUUUUUGAUUGUUAAUA
This is a messenger RNA of Capsicum annuum, 973 nucleotides long. RefSeq names its product probable WRKY transcription factor 70. Lineage: Eukaryota; Viridiplantae; Streptophyta; Magnoliopsida; Solanales; Solanaceae. Gene Ontology annotation, biological process: regulation of DNA-templated transcription. Gene Ontology annotation, molecular function: DNA-binding transcription factor activity; sequence-specific DNA binding. The record is from RefSeq and is marked provisional.